Molecule: messenger RNA, 1037 nt
Organism: Arvicola amphibius (Eurasian water vole)
Lineage: Eukaryota; Metazoa; Chordata; Mammalia; Rodentia; Cricetidae
Gene: Stmn3
Product: stathmin 3
Exons: 6
Coding region: 185-727 (180 amino acids)
Biological process (GO): neuron projection development; regulation of microtubule polymerization or depolymerization; microtubule depolymerization
Cellular component (GO): cytoplasm; neuron projection
Molecular function (GO): tubulin binding
Source: RefSeq, a predicted model, not a curated record
UGAAACUAGAACAAAACUCAGCUCUGGCACGUCUUUCUUUUCUGUCUGCUGGGGUCUGGCAUUUUGGCUUCAUCUUACACCAAAGACGCAAAGGCCCAGAGAGCAUUGCAGCAUUCGCCUACUGCAGCUCCCAGACGCCGCCCGUAUCCCUCCGGCCUCCUCAGCCCCAGCCGCCGCCAGCACCAUGGCCAGCACCGUAUCUGCCUACAAGGAGAAGAUGAAGGAGUUGUCUGUGCUGUCGUUGAUCUGCUCCUGCUUCUACUCACAGCCUCACCCCAACACCAUCUACCAGUAUGGGGAUAUGGAAGUGAAGCAGCUGGACAAGCGAGCCUCUGGCCAGAGCUUCGAGGUCAUUCUCAAGUCUCCUUCUGACCUAUCUCCAGAGAGCCCUGUGCUCUCCUCUCCCCCCAAGAGGAAGGAUGCUUCCUUGGAGGAGCUGCAGAAGCGGCUGGAGGCAGCUGAGGAGCGGAGGAAGACGCAGGAGGCUCAGGUGCUGAAGCAGCUGGCAGAGCGGCGUGAGCACGAGCGCGAGGUGCUGCACAAGGCGCUGGAAGAAAACAAUAACUUUAGCCGCCUGGCGGAGGAGAAACUCAACUACAAGAUGGAGCUGAGCAAGGAAAUCCGCGAGGCUCACCUGGCAGCACUGCGCGAGAGGCUGCGUGAGAAGGAGCUGCAUGCUGCUGAGGUGCGCAGGAACAAGGAGCAGCGGGAGGAGAUGUCUGGCUAAGGAGCAUUGGACCCAGCAGCGACGAGAAAUAUUUUCGGGUUUUGUUCUUGUUUUGUUUAAUUCUGUCUAGAUGCAAAUUUUGUUCCUGCUUCUAUCCGCUCCCUUGCACCUCUAGCUUCCUACUUCUCUUCCCACACUCUGAACUGUCCAGUCCUUAUAAUGUGUCUGACUUUGGACUCUCCCUAAAGGAGUUCCCUAGGCAGGAGAUAAUGUCCCCUGUUCAGACGCCAGGCCAGGCGCGGCUGGGGCUCUCUUGGUGGCCGUCUUAGUGGAUGUGUUGGCAACCUUAAUAAAUCUAGUGGCAGUGGCA